Molecule: messenger RNA, 1796 nt
Organism: Arachis stenosperma
Lineage: Eukaryota; Viridiplantae; Streptophyta; Magnoliopsida; Fabales; Fabaceae
Product: probable CoA ligase CCL7
Exons: 6
Coding region: 1-1635 (544 amino acids)
Molecular function (GO): CoA-ligase activity
Source: RefSeq, a predicted model, not a curated record
AUGCAGCGAUCCGGUUACGGCGCCGACGGAAUAUAUAGGUCCUUGAGACCUUCCUUUUCCCUUCCCAAAACCACCACCUCCCUCACCUCCUUCCUCUUCCAAAACACCACCGCCACCUCCUCCUCCGCUUCCAAAACCGCCCUCAUCGACGCCGACACCUCCGAAACACUCACCUUCCGCCAACUCAAAACCACCGUCGCCAAGCUCUCCCACGCCCUCCUCCGCCUGGGCCUCAAAAAACACGACGUCCUCCUCAUCCUCGCCCCAAACUCCAUCCACUUCCCUAUCUUGUUCCUCGCCGCCACCGCCAUCGGCGCCGUCGUGACCACCGCGAACCCUCUUUACACCGUGACGGAGCUCUCCAAACAAAUCAACAACUCCAACCCGAAGCUCGUGGUCACAGUUGCAGAAUUAUACGAGAAAGUCAGAUCCUUCAAGUUCGAAUUGCCCGCAGUGUUAAUCGGUUCCGAAACGACACCAGAAACAAUCAAUUAUAGUCGUUUAAUGGAAGAAGUGGCAGGUGAGAAUGAGUUACCAGUUAACGACGUGAAUGAAGACGAUACGGCAGCGCUUUUGUAUUCUUCGGGAACGACGGGAGUGAGCAAGGGCGUGAUUCUGACGCACGGGAAUUUCAUAGCGGCUGCGUUGAUGAUUGGAAUGGACGACGAUUACGUGGACGAACUUGAGGGAGUAAACGACAGCGUGUACCUCUGCGUUUUACCGAUGUUCCACGUAUUCGGGUUGGCAGUUAUCCUGUACGCGCAGCUUAGAAGAGGGAGCACGGUGGUGUCCAUGAGGAGAUUCGAGUUGGAGAAGUUUCUAGAAGGCAUUGAGAAGCACAAGGUGACGAACCUUUGGGUUGUGCCUCCGAUCCUGCUUGCGAUGGCCAAGCACAGCGUUGUGGAUAAGUAUGACGUGUCAUCGUUAAGAAGGAUUGGUUCCGGUGCUGCUCCUCUUGGCAAGGACUUGAUGCGAGAUUGUGCCAACCGUUUUCCUCAUGCUGCUCUCAUUCAGGGGUAUGGAAUGACAGAAACUUGUGGCAUUAUUUCUGUGGAGAAUCCAAGAGCAGGGGUUCGUCAUAGUGGUUCAACUGGAAUGCUAGUUUCUGGAGUGGAAGCUCAAAUCAUGAGUGUUGAUACGAACAAGCCCCUUCCCCCUAAACAAUUGGGUGAGAUUUGGGUACGGGGUCCAAAUAUGAUGAAAGGUUAUUUUAAGAAUCCAGAGGCUACAAGAUCAACUAUAGAUAGCAAAGGGUGGGUACAUACCGGAGAUCUUGGAUAUUUUGAUGAGGAGGGUCAACUUUAUGUUGUUGACCGUCUCAAAGAACUCAUCAAGUAUAAAGGUCUUCAGGUUGCACCAGCAGAACUUGAAGGACUUCUCGUUUCUCACCCUCAAAUAUUAGAUGCCGUUGUCAUCCCAUAUCCGGAUGAUGAAGCUGGUGAGGUUCCAAUUGCCUUUGUUGUUCGUUCACCCAACACUUCACUCACUGAACAAGAUGUUCAGAAGUUUAUUGCUAAUCAGGUUGCACCAUUCAAAAGAUUGCGAAGGGUGACAUUCAUUAACAGUGUUCCUAAGACAGCUUCAGGAAAAAUACUCAGAAGAGACCUCAUAGCAAAAGUACGAUCCAAAAUAUAGAAAGAUAUUCUAAACCAUUAAAUUAAAUUUCCAUUGCACAAGCAUAUAUUGAUUUACACAGAUUAAGUGUUGAUUUAUAACAUUAUAAGCACUCUGUACUAGUAGAAAUAAGAUAAACAAAAUUUCAACACUUAAAUUAAUUUUGUUUUUAAGGUCCCCAA